GCAAAAUGAUUUCACUCCACUUUGCAAUAUUCUGUGUUUUCUUCGGACCCAGCAGCUGUCAAAUUAAUUGCAUCCCAGAAACUGUGGAUGAGACAAAGUUUUCAGUCAACGUAACAGAGCACAUCAGAGCGGAGUCUAUCGACUGCAUCGUAAUCCCACACAAGGUGACAUUUCCUCCAGUCAAAGUGGCAGCCCCCUACAAAAAGAUGUUAUUUCAGGGCGAUCCAUCAAACGUCGUUGACAAAAAAGUUGUCUACGGUGCAGAUUCUGACAAAGAAGAUUCAUUCUCGUUAAAAAAUCUUCCUCGUGGAGAAUAUGAAUAUGGCUUCAAACUGGAAUGGGGGUGUAAUCAAGUUUACAUUUUCCCAAAGAGAGUCCACGUCUCUGUUUUACCAUUAGCAACUAAGCCGAGUCUUUUGGUUCCUCUUUUGACGGAGGAACGCUCGGAGCUGAUCUGCAGCGUCCCCAAGCCGUGCUCACAAGGACUCCGAGUUUACUGGAAAUGGACGAAGGCUGACGGACAAUCUGUGGUACUCAGCGACUAUCGCUACGGGAGAUUUGAUCAGUGGUUUUAUGGAUAUAGAGAUACUUUGCGCAUUAAUCCCACAGCACAUCAUCACAACACCAACAUCACAUGUAUGGCUGAAUAUGACAAUGACUUCACGGAAACAACUCUCACUUUGAACGUGAAAUUUAAACCUCAGAUCUCGAAUGACUCUCACUGCCUGGUUAAAGGCGAGCUGCUGGUCUGCGUGUGCAUCAGUUGGGGCAACCCUCUGCCGCCGAUCUCUUGGCCUUUGGAAAACCUCACGGCUUUCUCAGUGACUACCUUGAGGAUUGCUCAGAGAGUGAGAAGCACUUUCACAAUGCCUGCGUCUGAAUACUAUAACGCCACUGUAAAAUGCACCAGCAGCAAUGAGCGCGGUCUGGCUGAAACCUCAAUUAUAAUUCAUAACUCCGAAGCGAGCACGGAGCCAAGCACUGUUCCAGGCGAAAGGAAGGGGAUGGAUUCAGCUCUUCCCUGGAUAGCCGGGCUGUGUUUCUCUCUCAACCUGGUCUUCAUUACUGCCCUGAUUAUCCACAUUUGUCAAAGAAGGAGUGAUAAGCAGAAGGAACAGAGCGAAGAGAUUAACACUUACAUGUCUCUGAAAAAGGCAGACAUUGAGGAAGAAUACAGCGUCAUUUCUGCAAAGCCCAAACGAAACCCGCAAGUGUGAAGCUACCGAGAUGCUUCAAGACACAUAAGAGAAGAAAAUGCAAAACAAAACUGCUAUGUGUUCUUCAAGGAUUGCAUGUGGUUGACCAAGAAAAAUGAAAUAAAAAGAUAAUGGCACGUUUAGCAAAUUUAAAUCUACAAAGUGUGAUGCACAUUUUUAUUCAGCUGAACAAACAGCCUUCAAGAGACCAAGAGACGGCAGAUGGGUCAGAGAAAAAGUUACAUAGUUUGUUGGGUUACCAGGAUCAGAAUUUAUUGGUUAAAUAUUGUGUGUACAAACAAGUAAUUUGACUUCUGUUACAAGCGCAGACAGCGUGCAGAGUGUAAAUAUAUAAAUUGCACAGAAAAUAAAGAAUUAAAAACAAAUGGAUAAUAUCACCUUAUGGAAGGAUGUUCAAUACAUCAUCUAUACGUACUAAACAACUGCAAGCAUAACAAGACAUGCAACUGGAAAGCUGUUGUUGAAAUAUGAACAAGCCCUGUUUGCACUCUGCCACAUCGAGUGGUAGAGCGAAACGUCACAGAACAGAGCAAUUACGAAUCAGAGCCACUUUCAGUCUGUCAAAGUUGCAUUUAUGAGUUUGCUGUAAAUAAAUCGAAAGCUAUACAAUUGUGCUGCCAGAUGAGCUGGUAGCUUGUCUAUCGAAACUAUAAAAACAGUGAGCGAGUGGAAAAGACGACGCAGCGCCCUGAAUGCACCACAGUCUUUCUGCCUUCCACUCUCCACCUGCAUGUGUUUUGUUGCCAUUUUGGCUCUCAACAAUCUUCGUACAUCAGGAGAGUGUCUGCAAGGCAUUGUAAGUCAUUUUCUUUGAUUUAGUCAAGUCAGAAAAUGGUUAAGAAAAACUCAUUUCAAAUGUCAAAAUAUAACAAUCUCUGUUUGGAAUAAUGUCAACUUUUAAGGAAACACUCAGUGGAUACUGAUUGCUAUGAAGCUCGUUCACAACCAAUGAGCUUGCUGCUGCUGUACAUUCACAUUG
Poeciliopsis prolifica (blackstripe livebearer) is the source of this 2196-nucleotide messenger RNA. RefSeq lists its product as uncharacterized. The coding region runs from base 6 to 1217 and encodes 403 amino acids. Lineage: Eukaryota; Metazoa; Chordata; Actinopteri; Cyprinodontiformes; Poeciliidae. The record is from RefSeq and is a predicted model, not a curated record. The transcript has 6 exons.